AUGGGCACCAGGAGAGCUGAGAGCUACCUAUCUCGUGGGUUUCACCAGCCCGUCCUCAGGGGCCGCGUCCGGUUGCUUUCCUUCUUGCUGGGACUUCCCCCCAACUGUUUCUUUGUCUCCCCCUGCCCCACCCAAAUCUUUCAGGCCACCCAUCACAAGGCCUCUCUGCCCGAGGGCGUCCGCGUGGGCACUGUCAUGAGAAUUCGAGGUGUUGUCCCUGAGCAGGCCAGCAGGUUCCAUGUAAACCUGCUGUGCAGCGAGGAGCAGGGGGCAGACGCCGCCCUGCACUUUAACCCGAGGCUGGAUACAUCCGAGGUUGUGUUCAACACGAAAGAGCAAGGCAAGUGGGGCUCGGAGGAGCGGGGCGCCGGCAUCCCUUUCCAGCGCGGGCAGCCCUUUGAAGUGCUCCUCAUCGCCACAGACCAAGGUUUCAAGACAGUGGUCGGGGACGACGAGUACCUCCACUUCCGCCACAGGAUGCCGCCGGCGAGCGUGCGCAUGGUGGAGGUGGGCGGAGACGUGCAGCUCCAUUCCGUGAAGAUCUUCUGAGGAGGGUCCGUGGGCGUCAGGG
This is a messenger RNA of Acomys russatus (golden spiny mouse), 571 nucleotides long. It is a transcript of the gene Lgals7, whose product is annotated as galectin 7. The record is from RefSeq and is a predicted model, not a curated record. Bases 1 to 549 code for a protein of 182 amino acids. The transcript is spliced from 4 exons. Lineage: Eukaryota; Metazoa; Chordata; Mammalia; Rodentia; Muridae. Gene Ontology annotation, molecular function: carbohydrate binding.